UGUUUGUGGUGAAGAACAGGCAGGAUUUAUGGCGGUUGUGACGCAGUUGUUGAGGCCACGCCCCCUGUGCUUGAUGCGUGACUGUGUUCAGUAAGUCACAGCGGUUAUUUGAACUGAUAUGGCGGGGGAUUGUCACGACAUCCGCCGCUCAAAUGUGUAACACAACGCGCUGCCGUGAGUUGAGCCGGGUCGCUUCUGCGUUUCUCAUGCAAAUCGAUUCACAAGGGCGCUUUUAAACCUCCCUUCCUCCAUCCUUAAACACACAGGCACGCACGAGUUCAGCUCGCUCCUUCAAAAAUAGAAGAUCCCUAGGGAGAUGGCUGAUAAAGAGGACAUGGAGAUACACACCCCCUCAUACCCCCUACCCCUGGAAAUACAGCAGAUGGAUCAUUCAGAGAAGGCCUGUCGUUACUGUGGCGUGAGUUAUUUGAUCCUGCAUGAGUUCCAGCGUCUGCAGGAGCGUUUGUGGGAAGUCGAGAGAGAGCUGGAGCAGGAGAGAGGAAGUGCGGAGAGAGAGAGAACCCUGAGAGAGGAGCUCCAGGAAGCCUACGCUCAUCUGGAGAAGCUGAAAGCAUCUGCGCUUCAAAAGGAGGAAACGUGAGUCUCAGUCACAGUUCCAUGCCUGCAAACAUCUGA
This is a messenger RNA of Megalobrama amblycephala (Wuchang bream), 636 nucleotides long. RefSeq names its product protein LEKR1-like. NCBI's taxonomy places the organism in Eukaryota, Metazoa, Chordata, Actinopteri, Cypriniformes, Xenocyprididae. Bases 317 to 601 code for a protein of 94 amino acids. The transcript has 3 exons. The record is from RefSeq and is a predicted model, not a curated record.